Molecule: messenger RNA, 423 nt
Organism: Ustilaginoidea virens
Lineage: Eukaryota; Fungi; Ascomycota; Sordariomycetes; Hypocreales; Clavicipitaceae
Exons: 1
Coding region: 1-423 (140 amino acids)
Source: RefSeq, a predicted model, not a curated record
AUGGGACCGAUUUCCCAGAUGCCCAAAGGUCCAAACCCCCGAGCCGAGUUGCUACAGACGCAUGCGAAGCGUCCAGGGCGUUGGUGGCGUCGGCGACUCCGUCCCCCGUCGGGAUUAUUUGGAUUAUUGGGAUGUUGCCUUUCUGAUACGGGUUGUUGUUCUGGCCGACUCGGACACGGGGAAUGCAAAGAAGCAGGAAACGAGCCGUACGGCGUGGCGCAAUUACAAGCAAGUCUGGCCCGUGGUCCAGACGGCAGAUGCGAAGAGCGGGCGGGAUGUCAAGGCGCACCUGUCGCCGUGGUUGACGUGAUAAAUGGAGCAUGGCAUGGCAUGGCCGCUCAGCCUCCCGGGCGAGGAGGUUGGGCUCUUGAGGCGGGAAACGACGACACACUUGGUCAAUCAAACUGCGUGGACGCGCGAUGA